Zonotrichia leucophrys gambelii is the source of this 1237-nucleotide messenger RNA. It is a transcript of the gene CXCR5, whose product is annotated as C-X-C motif chemokine receptor 5. Lineage: Eukaryota; Metazoa; Chordata; Aves; Passeriformes; Passerellidae. Gene Ontology annotation, molecular function: C-C chemokine binding; C-X-C chemokine receptor activity; C-C chemokine receptor activity. Gene Ontology annotation, biological process: lymph node development; positive regulation of cytosolic calcium ion concentration; cell chemotaxis. The record is from RefSeq and is a predicted model, not a curated record. Bases 50 to 1237 code for a protein of 395 amino acids. Gene Ontology annotation, cellular component: membrane; external side of plasma membrane. The transcript is spliced from 2 exons.
CUUGCAAAUACUCUAUUGUUACAUUCUGUGCCCCUCUCCGCUCACUUAAAUGAUUAACUCCACCCCAGAAAAGAACUUUGUUGCAAUAUCCGGAGGAGAGAGGGAUCGUGACCCUCAAACCAUGGGGCCUGUCAGCUACUCCUCAGAGACCUAUGACUUGAGCCAGGUGGAGCUGAGUGGUUACUAUGAAGCUGAGAACACCACCCCUUCUUUGGAGGGCUACUUCUGCUUCAACCCAGCCUCAUCUGUGGUUGGCAACCAGGGAGACCCCUUCAGAAAGGUCUUCAUGCCCCUCAUCUAUCUGCUGAUGUUUGUGUUGGGGACUCUGGGCAAUGCUCUGGUCCUGGUCAUUUUAGAGAGGUUCAAGCGGUCUCGUACUACCACAGAAAACUUCCUUUUCCACCUCACCCUCGCCAACCUAGCACUGUUGCUCACCUUCCCAUUCAGUGUGGUGGAGAGCCUGGCUGGGUGGGUAUUUGGGAGGUUCCUCUGUAAGAUACUCAGUGCUGUCCACAAGAUCAAUUUCUACUGCAGUAGCAUGCUGCUGGGGUGCAUCGCAGUGGACCGUUACCUGGCCAUCGUCUAUGCGAUCCACACCUACCGCAAACGCAGAGCUCGCUCCAUCCACCUCACCUGCACAGCUGUCUGGCUCUGCUCAUUGCUUCUGACUUUACCUGAUCUCAUCUUCAUGGAAGUCUGGACAGAUGACAGCAACCGCAGCAUUUGCUAUUUUCCAGAAGUUGGGAUUGAUGGAAACAAUGCAUGGCUGGCAACUCGCUUCCUCUACCACACCGUGGGCUUCUUUGUGCCUCUGCUGGUCAUGUGUUACUGCUACAUGGCCAUCAUCCGGGCACUGUGUCAGUCCCAGCGCCUGCAGAGGCAAAAAGCUGUCCGUGUGGCCAUACUGGUCACAGGCAUCUUCCUCCUGUGCUGGAGCCCAUACCACAUUGUCAUCUUCCUGAACACGCUUACCAAGCUAGAAGCCUUCACCAAGAACUGCCUCCUGGAAGACCAACUGGACACAGCCAUCAUGGUGACAGAGGCCAUUGGCUUCACACACUGCUGCCUCAACCCCAUCCUCUACGCUUUUAUUGGGGUCAAGUUCCGUAAUGACUUCUUCCGGAUCCUGCAGGAGCUUGGCUGCAUAAGCCAGGAGACCCUGCAAGAGAUCCUGGAGGUGGCAAGGAAGGGUAGUGGGAUAGAGUCUGACAACAUCACCUCCAUCUCCACUUUCUAG